Messenger RNA from Trichoderma atroviride IMI 206040, 787 nucleotides. NCBI's taxonomy places the organism in Eukaryota, Fungi, Ascomycota, Sordariomycetes, Hypocreales, Hypocreaceae. The record is from RefSeq and is a predicted model, not a curated record.
CGAGAUGCCUGCCCUUUGUAGCCUGUGUAAGAGAAUGAUCGAUUGAAUAGGUAGGCACCUACGUAGGAAUGUUUGUGUCAAUUAGGACUUUGCAGGUUGUGGUAUAAACUGUUGGGGGAUCGUAGCGAAAGUCUGAUGACCUGCAGGCCUCUAUGUUUGGGGUCAGACACACGCUGGGGAGAUUGCCCGAGAUUAGGUACCUUGGUAGUGUGGCCAGGAACGUCAAGCCACGAGAGCCGGGGGCGACGCUGCGUGUGUGUGGUGUAUUCAUGGAGCAAUGUCUUGAAAGGAAAAUGGUGGUGUUGACCAGAACUUACAGCAUGCAAGUAGCGGUACUAGUGGCACAGCAACAGAUAGAUCUCUACAAUACGAGCUUAUGGGAGUCGAUGGCGGCUCAUGGACUGCGAGCAGUGGCUCAACCAGCUCAGAUUGCCGUCCGCGUACACUGCGCCUAGCUGCUAGCGACAAAGUAUCAUUGAUUGAUGCCAAUACGAAGCGAUAGUGCCAAGCAGCAGAUGCCCACCAUACAAUCUCGACCUACCUGGGGCGGAAACUCUCAUAUCAUGUACCGGUCCCGGUACUGUAUGUUUGCAUCUACCAGCCUGGCAUUCCCCCGAUGCCGUGUAGCAUCACUCGUUCACCCAUCGUGCACUCUGCUCCAGCGCUGCCUGGGCAGCUCCCACGAAUACCUGGAUAGCUACCCAUUAUUUUAGCAUUGCCCCCAUCAAACACUAGGGGCCACGGCACAGAGCAGCAGGAAAGAGGAUCCUGAACCUUCAGCAUUUAC